AUGUCAGACAACAUGCAGAGGAGUGGCAGAGGAGGCAAUGUUUCAGGAUGCGAGCAGACGUUGGCAGCAGAGGAAAGGGGGUCGAGGCAGCACUAGUUCUCAGCAGCAGAGGCCAGUGCUCCCGGUGUCAUCCAAACUUCUGUGCCCUCGAAACCCUGCCAUCAUCGAUUGGUUGGCUCGGUCGUCUUCCUCUUCCCAGGUCACCUCUGACACCUACAGCCAACGGUCGGUGGGUACGUCAGACACAAACCGUUAGUUGGAUGGGGCCCGGGAGCAAGCCCACUGAAAAUCACGUGUCCUCUACCUGCCCCUGUCCUUUGGUGUUCCCUCACCAAGCGAAGUAUCGCAUGCUGUGGGCUCAGCCCCACUGUACAGUGAGGAAGAGCUAACAGAGGGCGGUCAGGAACGGGGGGAGACAUCCGCCUCUUCAGCAGCCAGGCGAAGAAGUACUGGCGAGGAGAGUGGCUCGGUAGGGUGUCUAGAGACAGGUCUGUCUCCUGACCCA
Staurois parvus is the source of this 505-nucleotide messenger RNA. The record is from the annotation of a GenBank genome assembly. Lineage: Eukaryota; Metazoa; Chordata; Amphibia; Anura; Ranidae.